CCCCACUACUAAUGUCUUCUGCAUCACUGCGGCCCUUUAGGCCAUCUUGCGAAUCCGCAAAUGACUAAUCUAUCGCGUCUUCGUCACCUAAGCCUUGGUAGAUCAUCUUUACACCCAACGGGCUUAUUAUUCUGUAUAUUCAGUGUUCUUUACCUCCUCUCAAUUAGCUAUUAUCGUUCAACAAGCUAUCGCGAUCCUACAUCCUUUUUCGACCCAAAUCGUGCCUACGAGCAGCGCUACUCCGCCCACCGAAUCCACGAAGCGAAGUCUUUUCUCAGCAGGGCUAGCGAUUUUCCCUCCCGCGCAAAGCCACUCAGUAACGAUCAGGCUACGAUUUGCGUAGGGAUAGUAACGGUUCGCCGAAGAAGAGAACAGUAUGUAGGGUUGACAAUCGCCUCCCUUCUGGAGGGUCUUACCGAAUCGGAACGAGACACUAUAUUCCUUGAUCUGCUCAUUGCACAUACUGAUCCCUCUACCCAUCCGAUCUUCUCGGAGAAGUGGGUAGAAGUCCUACCCGACCGCGUCCUUCUGUACCCGAAAGAGGAUGACCUCGAUUACGAGCAAAUCCGCGAAUGGGAGGAGGGAGGAUGGUAUCGCAACAAGACCAUCUACGACUUUACGCAUUUGAUGAAGGAUUGCUAUGAUACUGGUGCAGAUUAUGUCGCUAUGCGCAGCAUAGCAGGGCAAGACUGGGUCUAUCUUCGCCUCUUCUAUGUUGAUGACCUGCUUGGUUGGAACUCGGAGGAGUGGCCGAGAUAUCUUGCAUUGUCUUUUGUUGUCUGGGCAGCCGCAACGGGGUUCGUGGUGUUCAUAAAGAGAAGGUUUUUCAAAACAGCAUCCGCGAUCCAUGAGAUGAACAAAUAUGGAUGCUGUUCACAGGGCCUGAUCUUUCCGCGUUCGAUAGUGCCGCGGUUUCUGGAACAUACCGACCUGACAACCGACUGGUUGGUUGAUAUGAUGGUCGAGAAGAUUGCAGACAAAGAGGAAUGGAAUCGUUAUGUGGUAGUGCCACCAGUCCUCCAACAUAUCGGUGCGACAAGUUCGAAAGGUUAUGGAUUUGACAAGUCGGCAAAGACAAUCUGGAAUUUCAGAUACGAAGAGUAUCCCUAUUGA
Molecule: messenger RNA, 1113 nt
Organism: Aspergillus vadensis CBS 113365
Lineage: Eukaryota; Fungi; Ascomycota; Eurotiomycetes; Eurotiales; Aspergillaceae
Exons: 3
Coding region: 61-1113 (350 amino acids)
Biological process (GO): GPI anchor biosynthetic process
Cellular component (GO): Golgi membrane
Molecular function (GO): glycosyltransferase activity
Source: RefSeq, a predicted model, not a curated record